Messenger RNA from Salarias fasciatus (jewelled blenny), 2361 nucleotides. RefSeq names its product tomoregulin-1-like. The record is from RefSeq and is a predicted model, not a curated record. The coding region runs from base 415 to 1458 and encodes 347 amino acids. Gene Ontology annotation, molecular function: protein binding. Lineage: Eukaryota; Metazoa; Chordata; Actinopteri; Blenniiformes; Blenniidae. Gene Ontology annotation, cellular component: plasma membrane. The transcript is spliced from 10 exons.
UUGUUAUCGGGGGGCUUCGUCUCGCAGCCCUCCUCCCGGCUUUCUCCGCGUGUUUUCUAGCCUAUUUGCUCGCCUUUCUCCAGCAUGGAGCCUUUCUCCUGAGAGGCGCUGGACGGAGUUUGUUCCGACACAUGGAGCAGCGCAGGAUUUACGCUCUUUAAUUGGCUGCAACAUUCAAUCAGUUCCUCUGGUUUUUAUUCCUCUGGGGUGGAUUCAUACUGGACUCCUGAAAAACCUUUUUUUUUUUUUAUUAUUCCUUUGUCUUCUUUUUGGCUUUUCAUCCUCCUCCACCUCCCAUAAAAACAACAUCUAUCUACCUCUGCGUGAACAUAUCUGCCCCCUUUAAACCUCCUUUACCAUCCGUCUGACCUUCCAGUCCCUCUGCCCCUCUUCCUCCCUCCCUCCUCCUCCAUCAUGGCUCCGGUGUGCCGGUUCUCCUGCCUGCUGCUCCUGCUGCUCCUCCCCGCCGCUCGGAGCUCCUUCCCCCGCGGCGGAUCGGCGGACUGCGGCCCCGGGAAGGCCGCCGACUGCCCAGAUCUGUCUGAAAAGAAGAGCGACCUGCGCGUGUGCGACGCCGGGACGUGUCGCUUUGGAGGAACCUGUCGAGAGAACGGCGCCGAUAUCAAGUGUGUCUGCCAGUUUCACUGCCAUAAGAAGUAUAUCCCUGUGUGUGGGUCGAACGGAGACACGUACCAGAACGAGUGUUUCUUGAGAAGAGCCGCCUGCAAGAAGCAGAGAGCCAUCAGCCUCGUGUCUGAAGGACCCUGUUACCACGACACUGGUUCAGGUUCAGGAGACGGAGACGAUGAAGGCUCCGGUCGUGGGAAGAAAACCUCCAAAUGUGGAAACUGCAAGUUUGGAGCCGAGUGCGACGAAGACUCUGAGGACAUGCUCUGCAUGUGCAACAUCGUGUGUAACGGUCACAACGACAACCCGGUGUGCGGCAGCAACGGCGUCACCUACGACACGCCGUGUCACGUCCGGGAGGCGUCCUGCCUCAAGCAGCUCAAGAUCGACAUCAAACACGUGGGGCGGUGCCAAGAUAAAAGCCGGAAGGACGACGGCAUGAAGAACAAACCAGACAUUUACGCUGUGUCCAAACCCGGAGAGGGGGAGGGCUUUGCCGACAGCCCCGCCCCCUGCCCCGAGGACUACGCCCAGUUCUGUGAACACGGCCAGUGUGAGAUGAGACACAACCUGCCCACCUGCAGGUGUGAGGCGGCUUACGGCGGUCCUCAGUGCGACCAGCUGCUGGACUUCAACAUCCUGUACGUGGUGCCCAGCGGCCAGAAGCUGCACUACGUCCUCAUCGCCGCCAUCAUCGGAGCCGUGCAGAUCGCCGUCAUCGUGGCCGUGGUCAUGUGCUUCACCAGGAGAUGCAACAAAACGAAGCGCGGCCGCCGACAGAAGCAGCACCUGGGUCACUUCCCUUCAGGAACGUCCUCCAGGAUGAUGUAGCUGCCCUCGCCCCCCUUUUCUCAUGUUUUUUAUAUAAAUCUAACCAAGUCCAAUUUUUCGUACCACACCAACAGACUGCGGUUUUUUAUAUCUCCACUUUUUGGUGCCUCUUGGUUUCCCCGCCUUUUUUUUUUUUUUUUUUCCUGAUGUUAUGGAUUUCUUCUUAAGGGGCCUUAUUAUUCUGCUUCUUUCCCCUCUACGAUCUUGUUUUUUUUUUUUCCCCCCCUCAGCGCAGACGACUCUUUUAUUUUCCGGGGUCCGGCUCGUCGCGCUGCUGCCGUCCUCUCAGACUCUGAAACACUGUGGAUCCUCCGACAACAGACGAAAACCUUAUUUAUCUGAUUGUAUCGUCACUCUGGACCGUCCACAAGUGGGAAAACUCAGAUUGUGUCUUUUUAUUUUCAUCCUGUGGGACGCACGCCGACAGUUUUUUUUUUUUUUUUGUGCUUUGUCUUUUACAUUUAGCUGUUUGAAAUGAUCCUAAAGCUGCUGAACACUUCCUGUGUACCUCUAAAAUCAUUCGAUUUGAAUCGUUACUUAACAUUAUAGCUGAGUCCAAAAAGUAGACGAGACUCAACGCAUGAAGAACAUUUAAUAUGUGGCUGGAAUACAAGUUUUUCCUUUAAUUUUUCAGUUUCUUCUAGCCUGAAAUGAACAGAAAAAUUUCGAUAUUCGGUCAUUUUGGGAGGUGUUCAGAUACCAAGUAAAACAGUGUGAUAAGAGGAUGUUCAUCUUUGAGGGUCUGAAUGAUUGAGGAUGUGUUUUUAAUGCUAAUGCAAAGUCAUAAAAACAAGCUAUUUCAGGGUUAUAUUCUCAACAAAUAGUGAUGAUUUGUUGGAUUUCCAGUUAGCGGAUGUAACAAAAUGUGAAUACAUGUCAUUAACUUCUUGAUAAAGUAGAUAA